Molecule: messenger RNA, 1419 nt
Organism: Dentiscutata erythropus
Lineage: Eukaryota; Fungi; Glomeromycota; Glomeromycetes; Diversisporales; Gigasporaceae
Source: the annotation of a GenBank genome assembly
AUGGAUCAAAUAUUUGCACCAGAAUAUUUUGAUACGAUUUUUAGAUUUCUUCCGACUAAUAAAGAUUUACAUUCUUGUCUCUUAGUUAAUAAGCAUUGGGCUGCUUGUACCGUUCCAAUUUUAUGGGAAGCACCCUUCAGAAUUAAAAGCGAAUAUAUUCCAUCUCCUAAAGUGAUCAAUACAUAUCUCGCAUUUAUACCAGAUAGCAUUUUUUUAAAAUUUGGAUAUAAAGAAAGAAUUGGAUUGUCGACUAUUAAGCCACUUUUUUUUAAUUAUCCAUCAUUUCUUAAAGAGUUCUCAUAUGACCAAUUCCUUACUGCAGCUAUAGCGAAUAAAUGCUGUAAAAAUAUUAUAAUUGAAUUGUUUAAAAUGCUUGCUAUGAAUGAUGUAAUAUUACGCCAAUUUGUUAUCUAUAGCUGCUUUAAUCAUUAUUCUAUAAACCUAGAUAAUAUAGUAUCUUUGGUUCCUCUCCAUUUUUCUGAAUGCGCUUCUAUAUUUAGUGGGUUGACUUAUUUUAAUUGUAGCUAUCAAUGGCCAACGCAAAAAACACGACUUUUUGAUAUAAUAGCAAAGAACUGCCAUAAUAUUAAAAAUCUUAAAGUCAGUAUUUACCAUGAAGAUGAAGGAAUAGCUUUAUCGGCUCUUAUCUGUUCUCAAAAGCAUUUAAAAAGGUUCUCUCUAAUUAACAGUAAUGAUUUUGCAUCACUUCCUAUCCAAGCUCUUGUGAAUCAAAAACACUCACUUAACAGUGUAGCAUUUGAAGACAUGCAUUGCAAUCAUAAUUUAAAUAAGACAGAAUUUUUUAAUUAUGCUAUUUGUCAAUUAAAUAACAGUGCUAUUAGCGUAUUGACUCAGUGCACAAAAAUCAGCAAAAUGAAAUUUAAACACAUUGAAGGGCUUAACUCUUCUGAAUUUCUUCCUCUUGCCACCGCUUUUUCAAACUUAACGUCUUUAGAAUAUUCUUAUGGUACUUAUAACAUUUAUGAUAGUGCAGCUCCCAUUGAAUUAUUAUCUGGUCUUAUUAUGACAAGUUGCAAUACACUCAAACGAAUUAUGCUUGAUUGGCAUUCCCAUGAUGAUCUUGAUAUUACUCAGCUUGUCAAAAUUAUUGCACAGUAUGUGAUAAGCCUCGAAUAUUUAAAAAUUCCACUCUAUACAUUAGAACAACUUGCUCAAAUUCACAAAACUCAUAAUCAAUUAAGGAAACUUGAAAUUAAUAUGGGUGGAAGAAUAAAUCCACAUUGUGCACUUUCUCUUCUUGCAAAUGUUCCGCUCAAAAGCCAUAGGCAUUCAAUUCGAUUGAACUUUGACUAUCAUGAAAAUUCAACCCUAAAAUUCAAUUUAUUAAAUCGGAUCUUUGAAUCUAUUUUCUACAAAAAUGCUUUUAAAAAACUAUCCGAGACUAAACUUCUUGAAUAG